CAACGCCCAAAGCCCUCCGAAGCUCGCCCAUCCCGCAAUCCAUCUCCUCUCCACCCGCCAUGUCUGCUGCACGAGCUUUCAGCACCGCUUUCCGGGCUGGUGUCCCCCGCGCCCCCAUUGCCGCCCGCUUCGCUCGUGGUUACGCUGCCGCCGCACCCAGCAGCGCAGCAACCAAGCCUCCGGUUGCCCUCUUCGGUGUUGAUGGAACAUACGCCAGCGCUUUGUACACCGCUGCUGCCAAGACCAGCACCCUCGACAACACCGCAAAGUCGCUCGAGCAGCUCUCCGCCAUUUUCAAGAAGGAUGCCAAGCUCGCUGAGAUCCUCCGCGCACCCACCCUCUCCGUCUCCGACAAGCAGCAGAUCGUCCAGGAGCUCCAGAAGCACAUCGGCCAGGACAAGGAGGGCAUCGUCAAGAACUUCCUCGACACACUCGCCCAGAACAACCGAUUGGGCGUGCUAGAGGGCGUCGUAGAGAACUUCAGCGUCCUUAUGGGUGCGCACCACGGCGAGAUUGAGCUCGUUGUUACCAGCGCUGCUCCCCUCGACAACAAGACCCUCUCCCGCCUCGAAACCGCCGUCAGCAAGUCGCAGUACGUUGGCCAGGGCCAGAAGCUCAAGGUUGUCCCCAAGGUCAACCCCGAGAUCCGUGGUGGACUCGUUGUUGAAAUCGGCGACCGCACCAUCGACCUGUCCGUCUCCUCCAAGAUGGCCAAGAUGAACAAGCUCCUCAAGGACACUUUGUAAAUAUAGCAAUCUGAUAUACCGAGCGGUCAACGUUCACCAAGGAAGUGUGGAUGUGGUAGGAUUGUGUACUCUAGAUGAUUCGUGAAGAGCAAUUUAGUUGGUGUUCAUCUACAA
This is a messenger RNA of Macroventuria anomochaeta, 860 nucleotides long. Its product is annotated as ATP synthase subunit 5 mitochondrial precursor. Lineage: Eukaryota; Fungi; Ascomycota; Dothideomycetes; Pleosporales; Didymellaceae. The transcript has 3 exons. Gene Ontology annotation, cellular component: membrane. The record is from RefSeq and is a predicted model, not a curated record. Gene Ontology annotation, molecular function: proton-transporting ATP synthase activity, rotational mechanism. The coding region runs from base 60 to 746 and encodes 228 amino acids. Gene Ontology annotation, biological process: proton motive force-driven mitochondrial ATP synthesis.